AGCUGAUCAGUUUGAGUCUUCCGUUGACAUUUGUAAUAAUUACUGCCAAUGUAUAUAUUGUACUGAACUUGAAAACUAUUUAAUUGCCAAGGGGUUUUAUUGUUCACACUGAUUCAAUCAUUAUUUACAGAGUUAUUGCCCUUUGAUAUAGGCUAUUUUUGUUUUUACAUUAUUUUAGCUUUACCAAAUUUUCUCAACAUCUUAAUUUUCGUUAUCGGUUUCACUAUAUGUACAGUACUAGACGACAGUAGUGAUGCAUGCAGAUCGAUACUGAUCAUAUGCUGUUUAAUUUGUUGAUAUGGUACGUGUCAUGUAUUCACGAGCGUAAAAAGUAUUGGUAACCUUGGUUUUCUAGCUCAGACUAGUGGGAAUUCCCCUUUGUUAAAUUGGUAGGAUGCACUUAUAGAUAGCGAUAUGUCACUAUAUUUUAUGCCCAAGCACACUCGGGUAAUAUGAUUUUCAUUUCAAAUUUUGCAUUUACAAUUAACAGAAAUCCCUCUGAGUUAAUUAGUAACAAUUGCCUGCAUGAUUCACAGCUUUUCUUCUUAUAAUAUUCAUUUUAUACUUAUAUCAUUAUGGGCUGUACACCAGUAAAUAUUGUAACCCUGGUAGAUACUAGCUGCGAUUACGUAGCUGCUGGACGACGGACAGACAAUUUCUGAUAGAUGGUUGUAGAGCAGUGUAGGCAGGGUAUGAAUAUUCGUUCUAGCUAGGUGGAUACUAGCCACAAUACCACUCGGCUAGAGAACAAAACCGUUACAUUAAAGAAUACAAGACUCCUAAACAAUAUGGUUUGACAGCUCUCUCUCAUAACAAAACAUUUCAAUCCACACACAUGCUAAAAUCCAGACAUGACAGCUAAAUAUAGAUUGCCUCACCUAGAGAGUUGCACAUGUACAUAAAUAAAAGUUUCAUUCACUCACAGUGCCACACCCACAAAAUAUCUAUACAGGCAUAUACAUGCUAACAAUUACAUAACUAAAAGUGAAACAUGUGGCAAUUAAAUAUUUAAAAUUAUAUUGAUAAAUUCAUUAAUUCAGUAAUGUUCUAAGAAAUGAAACUGAACUUUAGAUGACAUCAACACCAGUUAAAAAGUAAUGAAUUAUUUUCCAACUUUUCAGAUCCACAGCUGCAGGAUAUAUUGAUAGUCAUGCAUGAUUUAUGGGAAAGUUAAGUGCUAAUCCUGUGGCCUAAGGUUCAGCCAUGCAGCAAGAGGCUGUCAAGACAUUGCUGGAUAUUGUUACACCUCAUUUUUCAAGUCAUAAAGAUGCUCCCGCUGUCAAGUUUGAUGAUGGAGGGACCAUUGUGGUCUCUACAUACUCGCAGCUUCAGAAGUCAUCUGAGCAGGUCACUGCUGUCCUAAAGAGGAUAGAGGUGAAGGACGAAAUUGUUGGAAUUUGUGUCUCGCCCUCGCACAAUCUGCCUGCUGUUCUUCUCGGUGUUAUUGGAAGUGGAGCUGCGUUUUACAACUUUGAGUCAGGCUGUGAGAACAUUGUCAGCAAUGUUGUCAAGGAGAUGGGCAUCCGUGUCAUUUUGGUAGACCAAGAAAGUUUUAAGAAGGCUGAAGCUGUGUUGCUGGAGUAUAAUGCUGUGACUGUGAAUGAUGUAGGGAUGCAGGCAAUUGGCAUGAUUCUUUUCCGUCUAGAAGGACAGACACAACACAAAAUUCAGUAUAAGUACAAUGUAUUAAGCUAG
This is a messenger RNA of Pecten maximus, 1695 nucleotides long. RefSeq lists its product as uncharacterized. Bases 1204 to 1695 code for a protein of 163 amino acids. The record is from RefSeq and is a predicted model, not a curated record. The transcript is spliced from 4 exons. NCBI's taxonomy places the organism in Eukaryota, Metazoa, Mollusca, Bivalvia, Pectinida, Pectinidae.